GCAGCUUCGCACAUAUCUCAUAUAAACAACGAAAAGAUUAGUGUCUUAUUUGUUGUUUUUAUUUCUCUAUUUUAAAAAUAAUAUUAAAAUUGCUACCUAAACCUGAAAAUUCUGAAACUGAAAAAAAUAUCUCCUUUUUGGAAAACCUAUGAUUUAGCCUUGAUUUGUGACAAGAAAAUCCAUCUGGGCUACCUCAAAAAUUGAAUUUUUCUUACAGUGAUGUGCAUAUUGAAAUUCUUGGAGGAAAAAAAUGGCGAAUCUUGUUCCAGGGGUGCUUUUGAAGCUAUUACAACACAUGAACACAGAUGUGAAGGUAGGUGGUGAACACAGAUCAUCACUGUUACAAGUUGUUAGCAUUGUUCCAGCACUUGCUUCAGGUGGCGAACUUUUUCCAAAUCAAGGUUUUUAUCUUAAGGUUUCUGAUUCAUCUCAUGCUACUUAUGUUUCUUUACCUGAUGAACAUGAUGAUUUGAUUUUGAGUGAUAAAAUUCAAUUGGGUCAGUUUGUUUUUGUUGAUCGUUUUGAAGCUUCUUCACCUGUUCCUGUAAUUAGGGGUGUUAAACCUGUUCCUGGUAGACAUCCUUGUGUUGGUACACCUGAGGAUAUUGUUGCUACACAUUCACUUUCAUUUCUUGAUAACAAUAAUGAUGUUAAUGAUAAAAACAAGAACAAAAGUAACAAAGAUAAGAACAAUGUUGUUUGUUCUGAGAAUCCUAGGAGUAUGUUUGGUUUCAAGGAGAAAUUUGAUAGAGGGAGAUUAAGUUUAGGUGGGGGUAGUUUUAAGGAGGAAUCAUUAGGGAAGAAAAAUGGGAUUUUUGGAGGAGGUAGUAAAACUCAGGCUCAGAAAGCGAAACCGGCGUUGAAGAUUGAUGUGAAGAAGGAAACAUUACCUCAAUCGUUAACUAGAUUGAGGUCAGUGGGUUCGAAGUCGAUUCCUUCUUCACCUAGUAGUGUUUAUUCAUUGCCUAAUUCUUUUGAGAAAUUCGCUAAUGGUGUUAAGCAGCAGAGGGCAAAGGUUGGUGGUAAGGGAGUGGAGAAGGUUGAGGCAGGAAAGGGUGGGAAAAAGAUUGUUAUGGGAAAUCCAAUUAGAAAUUUGGUGCAAGGGUUUGAUUUUGGGGCCAAGGCUCUAAGAAAGAGUUGGGAAGGGAAUAUGGAGGUGAAGACUAAAGACUCUUCAAAAAUCAAGGGUGUUUCUAAGGCUGAAGUUCAUAGCUCGACUCCUAGGAGAAGCAUUCCAAGUGCAAAGUUGCCAUCUAGAGAGGUUAAAGCACCGGUAAAACCCUCUAAGGAAGAACAAAAGCCUCAAAUGUCUAUAAAGAAGGUUACUGCUAACAGGACUUCAGAGGAACAUGAGAAGUCAAGUAAGCAAAGGACUUCCAUUGGAAAGAAAUCGGCGGAAGUUUCUAACAAUGGACUACCUGGAAACAUGGUCAAAGUUUCUUUAGGUAGUAGAAAAGUGACAGAUGCAAGUGUUCAGUGGACUUCACUCCCGUCGUCUAUUUCAAAGCUUGGAAAGGAAGUAAUGAAGCACAGAGAUUCUGCGCAGCUGGCUGCAAUUGAGGCUAUGCAAGAAGCCGCAGCAGCUGAGAGUUUAUUACAAUGUCUGAGUAUGUAUUCGGAGCUGACGAAUUCUGCGAAGGAACAUAACCCACAGCCAGCAGUAGAGCAGUUUUUAACUCUUCAUGCUAGCUUGAAUAGUACCCGAACAAUUGCCGAAUCUUUAUCUAAACCCAUUCCAGAUGGUUCGUCUCCGGAUCAUGAAAAGAGCAAAGUGGAAGAAGCACUAAAACUAAAAACAGACAGACAAAAACAUGCCGCUUCCUGGGUCCAUGCUGCCUUAGCCACCAAUCUGUCAUCUUUUGCCGUUUUUACAAAAGAAUCUCAACAAUCUAAGCUUCCAGCUUCGAGUAAUUCUCAAAAUCAAAAGACUUCUGUGGGAAUUCAGCCCGCAUUAGUCCUACACAACUCAAGCGAAGAUUCAUCGUCGAAAGUUCGUGUAAAAACUCGUCCGACAGUGAGUUCCAAACUUGUCUCACAAGGCAUCAUUCCUCGCAAAUCGACCGAUGGAUCAGCAAAUGGGCACAAGCAACUGAUGCAACCCCCACCAGAGUGGGUUAGAGGAAGUGGCCUCGAUGAGGUGGUUGAUUUGGCUGAUAUGUUGGAGUUACAGUCCCGAGACUGGUUUUUGGGAUUUGUUGAAAGAUUCUUGGACAGCGAUGACGACACUACCUUGUCAGAUAAUGGCCAAAUAGCAGGUAUGCUCACUCAACUGAAGAGCGUAAACGAUUGGUUAGACGAGAUAGGGGUUAGCAAGGAUGAAGGAGAAUUGUGUCAGAUAUCGGCAGAGACAAUCAACCGGUUGAGAAAGAAGAUAUAUGAAUAUCUUCUUACACAUGUUGAAUCUGCCGCUGCUGCACUGAGCGGCGGAUCACAAUCAUUGCCACAGAUCCAAACAACCCAGGUUAAAUCCAAAAGGUGAGUGCAUGAGUACAUAACUUAGCUUAACAGUGCUUAAUUGUAGGGAUGAGUGGGAUUAACAUUAACCUUGUUGGUCAGUAAAAGUUGUCCAAGAAGCUAAAUCCAUUCUAAAAAUUCAAUUUUUUUUUCUCUGUCUCUAUCUUCUGUUUGUACAUAAAUCCUAUAUGGGGUUUGAGGUAUAGAUAGAUGGAGUGCUAAUUAUUUGUUAGGAGAGUAACAAAUAUGAUUUGUGAGAAUAUUGUUAUUUCUUUCAUUUUUCUGAAUACUGUUUAGAUGAAAAUUAUACAGAUUGAAACAGUGAAAGCUAUCAACAGACAUGGUCUUUUCUA
Messenger RNA from Medicago truncatula (barrel medic), 2807 nucleotides. RefSeq lists its product as uncharacterized. The coding region runs from base 251 to 2479 and encodes 742 amino acids. The record is from RefSeq and is a predicted model, not a curated record. The transcript is spliced from 4 exons. NCBI's taxonomy places the organism in Eukaryota, Viridiplantae, Streptophyta, Magnoliopsida, Fabales, Fabaceae.